UUUUUGAAUCUAAAUAAAUAUUUAAAACUUUAUGGAGUCAGGAAGAGCCAUCCAACUUAUUAGUGUUGAUCCAGAUACUGGAAAGUUCCAAAUCGAAGAUGAAGCCAUACAGGUCUUAACCGGUGGUAGUUCUAAUCUUAGUCUCAAUCAUUCGAACAAUGGGCUUCCGAAUAGCGACAAUUUAGAAGAGAAUGAAAACAAAAUCGCUAUUGUCGGCAUUGCUGGUAAGUAUCGGACUGGUAAAUCGCUUCUGAUGAACCUGCUGAGCGGCAACACCGAGAAUAACUUUGAAGUGAGUGCAAGCGUCAAAGCCUGCACCAGAGGCAUCUGGAUAUACAGCGAACCUAUAACAAUUAAAUAAGGAAGAUGACCAAAUUAUUGAUGUGUAUGUCAUGGACUCUGAAGGACUCGGAGGCGUCGACAAAGACCAGAACUACGAUGUCCAAACUUUCACCCUGGCGAUGCUUCUGUCUUCCUUCUUCAUUUACAAUUCGACUGGAGUCAUUGAUGAAAAUGCGCUCAACUCGCUGAGUCUGGUAACUAUUCUGGCUCAGCGGAUCCAGAACCUCGAAGACGAAGAAGAUGUGGUCCAUCUGAUCAACCACUUUCCUACAUUCUUGUGGGUGCUCAGAGACUUUGUGCUUGAUCUCCGAGAUGACGAAGGAAACGAAAUCACCCCAGACCAGUACCUGGAGUAUGUGUUAGAAGAGACAGAUCGAGAGCCUGAAGGCCAUAACGAAGUCAGAGGGACCAUCAAAAGGUUCUUUCCUGAAAGAUAUUGCGCCACUCUCAUCAGGCCAAGCGACGACGAGAGAGACCUCCAAAAUUUGAGAAGCGACCCUGACUUGUUAAAACCAGAGUUUGUUGACCAAAUCAACGACCUCAGGAACUUCAUCCUGAACCAAAUCCAAGUCAAAGCAAUCGGAGACAUCGGGCUGACUGGCACUGACUACGUGUCCGUGGUAAUGAAGUACGUAGAAGCCAUCAACUCAGGAGUCAUCCCAAAAAUUGAAGACUCCUGGGUUGCAGUCGUUGAAAACCAAUUGUCAAACGGAUAUUCUAAAGGCCUCAAAGUUUAUGAAGAAGACAUGAGGAAGUUUGAAGCUGAAUACAUUCCGUGUAACGAAGACGAGUUGUCGAAGGCUCACAAAGGAAUCAUGCAGGCAGCCAUCGAGAUAUUCCUUGAAAUCACAAAGGACUUCGAUAACCAAGAGAAGCAGGAAGCAUACGACACGCUGCAAGAAAACAUCGAGCAGAUCUACGAAGCUUACAGAAAAGCCAACAACGAAGAAAACGAAGAAAAGCUGACUGAACUCAUCAAUGCAAUGUACAGAGAGCGAAUCCUCGGCAAAGACUUCACUUCCAUCGACCAGUACAUGAAAGCCUGGGGUGAGUUCCAGGACGCCUUCUUGCUGCAAGGUGGCAACCUCGAGAAGUUCUCGGCUCAGUCAUGAUACAAGAUCUGGUGAGAGUUUAGCCAAGACAAGAUCAGAGAUGGAUGAUCCAAGAUGGAAAGGAAAGUCACCAUGAAGAGUGGCCUCAAAGAGAAACAGAUGGAAGUUGAAAUUGACAAAUACAAAACCAUGAUGGAAGUCAAGCAAACUGACCCAAGAGAACUCGAGAAACUCGAAAGUGAAAUCCACUUUUUGAGAGAAGAAACCCGGAAGUACCAGAAAAUUGAAAAAGAUCUUAAAGACGAAGUGAUCGCAUGCAGAGAAUUACUCGACUCGAAAGACGAAGAGAUCGACACUUUGAACGAGAAACUAACGAACAUGAGGAGGCAGAGGGAUAAGUUUGAGCCACCGGCUAUAAGUCUCGAAGGCAAAGAGCCUACAAAGAGCAGAUGGUUCUGUAUGUUCUAAUCAUAUCUUCUCGCUAACCAAUCCUCACCCUUAAUUCCAUUAGAUAAAGCUCUCCAA
Moneuplotes crassus is the source of this 1919-nucleotide messenger RNA. The record is from the annotation of a GenBank genome assembly. NCBI's taxonomy places the organism in Eukaryota, Ciliophora, Spirotrichea, Euplotida, Euplotidae.